GUUGCCGGCUGCGGCCCGGCUCGGCUCGCUCUGCCGCUGCUCCGCCGCUGCCCCGGGCGGCCUGGACGCCCCUUCCCGGAGCCCAUGGGGCGGCCGUGGGGGUCCGCCAUGCAGGCGGCCGAGCAGGCGGGCUGCGUGGUGAGCGCCUCCCGGGCCGGGCAGCCCGAGGCGGGCUCGUGGAGCUGCAGCGGCGUGGUGCUGAGCCGCAGCCCCGGCCUGGUGCUGUGCCACGGGGGCAUCUUCACCCCCUUCUUGCGGGAGGGCAGCGGGGUGCUGACCGCGGCCGGCAGCGCUUUCCUCCCGGGGGACAGCUGCACCGACGACCUGCGUCUGCACGUGCAGUGGGGCCCAACGGCCGCCGGCCCCGCCGGCCGCGCGGAGCGGGGCGGCCCGGAGCUGUGCACGCCCCAGUGCACCGGCCGCGAGCUGGACCCGCCGCGGCGAGCCCCGCCGCCCGCGCGCGCCGCGCGGCUGCUGCUGCUGCUGAGCUGCCCGGCCUUCCGCGCGCACUUCGCCCGCCUCUUCGGGCGGGACGCGGUCGAGCCGUGGCGCUUCGCCGGCGCGGCGCCCGACGAGGACGUGUCGGAGGACGAGGAGGAGGACCAGCUGCGCGCGCUCGGCUGGUUCGCGCUGCUGCGCGUGCGGCCGGGCGCGCCCGAGGAGCCGGUGGCCGUCGAGCGCGGCCCCGCGCUGGCCGUGGCGCCGCCGGGGACCGUGGCCAAGGGCGCGCCGCUGCUGGCCUGCGGCUCCCCGUUCGGGGCCUUCUGUCCGGACCUCUUCCUCAACACGCUCAGCCGCGGCGUGCUCAGCAACGCGGCCGGCCCGCUGCUGCUCACCGACGCGCGCUGCCUGCCCGGCACCGAGGGCGGCGGCGUGUUCGCCGCGCGGCCACCCGGCGCGCUCGUGGCGCUCGUGGCCGCGCCGCUGUGCUGGAAGGCCCGCGAGUGGGUGGGCCUGACCCUGCUCUGCGCCGCCGCCCCGCUGCUCCGCUCCCUGCGCUCGGCGCUCGGCCGGCUGCCCGCCGACGCCGCCGCCCUCGCCGCGCUGCUGCCGCCGGAGCUGGGCCCCCCGGCCGGCCCGCCCCUCCGAGACCCGGAGCCCCCGUGGGCGGCCGCGGCCGUGCUGGUGGAGUGUGGCACCGUCUGGGGCUCCGGAGUGGCCGUGACGCCCCGCCUCGUGGUGACCUGCCGGCACGUGACCCCGCGGGAGGCGGCCAGGGUCCUGGUGCACGCCGCCUCCCCCAAGGGUGCCCAGAUCUGGGGGCAGGUGGUGUUUGCCACCCAGGAGACUUCCCCCUAUGACAUCGCCGUGGUGAGCCUACAGGAGGACCUGGACGGGGUCCCCAUGCCUGUGCCCACGGAGCAUUUCCAUGCAGGCGAGCCUGUCAGUGUGGUGGGCUAUGGCGUCUUUGGCCAGGCGUGCGGGCCCUCGGUGACCUCGGGCAUCCUGUCGGCUGUGGUCCAGGUGGAUGAGAGGCCAGUGAUGCUGCAGACCACAUGUGCUGUGCACGGAGGCUCCAGCGGGGGACCCCUCUUCUCCACCUCCUCCGGGAACCUUCUGGGUAUCGUCGCCAGCAACACCCGGGAUAACAACACGGGGGCCACGUACCCGCACCUGAACUUCAGCAUCCCCAUCACGGUGCUGCAGCCGGCCCUGAGGCGCUACAGCCAGGAGGGGGACCUGGGCGGCCUGCGGGCACUGGACAAAACCGCAGAGCCCGUGAGGGUGGUGUGGCGGUUGCAGCGCCCCCUGGCGGAGGUUCCUCGGAGCAAGCUCUGAGCAGGCCGCCCCACGGAGGAGAAUGAGCACAGCAGUGGGGAGUCCUGCCCGGUCCUGCCGCCUGCUGCAGUCUGGGUCACACGUCUCUUCUAGCUGCGGACUCAGCCUACGGGGCUGCUGCUGGCGGGAUCAGUCCCAGCCUCGCCCUUGUUCUUGGCCUCUUCGUGGCCAGAAGUAGCUUCCGCUCCGAGACUGCUGGAGGGUACAGGGGAGAGGCCCCACUCUGAAGAUUAGGGGGUGACACAGCCUCCUCUGCCAGAGACCCCCAAAGUCCAGUGUCCCUGGCUUGCAGAGAAACUAGACGUUGUGCCUUAAUUUUCCAGUUCACAGAUGGGUUUCAGGAUCCUCGGGGGGUGGAAUUUUCUACCUGGGGCUUGGGAAUAAACUUGACUCACUGGAGAACAUCUAUAUUAAAGUAUUCAGACUCUUCCA
This is a messenger RNA of Sorex araneus (European shrew), 2211 nucleotides long. It is a transcript of the gene TYSND1, whose product is annotated as trypsin like peroxisomal matrix peptidase 1. Gene Ontology annotation, cellular component: peroxisome. Lineage: Eukaryota; Metazoa; Chordata; Mammalia; Eulipotyphla; Soricidae. Gene Ontology annotation, molecular function: serine-type endopeptidase activity. The transcript is spliced from 4 exons. Bases 85 to 1779 code for a protein of 564 amino acids. The record is from RefSeq and is a predicted model, not a curated record. Gene Ontology annotation, biological process: regulation of fatty acid beta-oxidation; protein processing.